Molecule: messenger RNA, 720 nt
Organism: Suillus paluster
Lineage: Eukaryota; Fungi; Basidiomycota; Agaricomycetes; Boletales; Suillaceae
Exons: 4
Coding region: 1-720 (239 amino acids)
Source: RefSeq, a predicted model, not a curated record
AUGAUGUUGCAGAAUUUCGCCAGUCUCAUGCCCACACCUGCAGCUGCAGGUCAACCUACUGCUGCAGAGCUUGUGCUCAUGAAAGAGUGGAUAAAGGAAGAUGCUCAGAUGAAAGUGAUUAUCGGAAGGAGACUCUCACCCAUCAUUCAAAACAUCCUUGGGGAGAAGCUAACAGCUCGUCAGCAGUGGGAGAUGCUAUCCAAACGCUUCAUCCCAUCUCGAUGUCACUUCCCAAUACAAACUUCAAUCCCAACUCUUCUCCAAAAGACUGAAAGACCCAGACAAUGCUUCACACUAUCUUGGUUCGCAGAAAUGGGCAUCACCUUCACAGACAUCUUCCUGAAACGCCCCAAGGAAUGGAGGGGAAAGCACCAUAGUGAGGUGAACAAGGAGGAAAACUGGAAAGACAUAGCUGCAGCAGCUACUGACUCCAAGACUACCCCUGCACCUCCCUCUUCAUCCACUGAAACAUCAGCACUCACUGCCUCAUCAUCUCACAUGCGAGACUGGUCCUGCACCAUUGCCGAAGAACUUGAUACCGAGUCAUUGUUGAAGGAUGAAGACAUUACUUGCAUCACUAGCCAGAUGCUAUCCACCAUUCUAGAUUCGGGCACCACAUCAACACUCAUAACGAAUCAAAGCUAUUUCUGGACUUACGAUUCGAGUGCGAAGGUCACUGUGAAGACAGCAAACCAUGGGAAGUUAGCCACUUCUGGAUAG